AUGAGAGAAGCGAGCCAUGCCGAACUGCGCAUGUUGGUCAAGGCCCACAACAACAUUGCUACUAUACUUGAACAGACUUCUGCAGUGGAUGCAUCGCUGAAAUCCUACGAGCGAGCCUUCGAAAUCUGUUCAGGUACUGACGAUCCAGGAAAUCUGAACGGUAUGCUAGAGAUUAUUCUUCGAAACAUGUUCGGCCUGCUUCAGAUAAAUGGAAGAAUGGAUGCUAUCGACCAGUUCGCAAGUGAAUACACAAGCAAUGAGAUGCGACAGGCCGAAAUCUUUGCCACUCCUAGUGCCGCCGAAUCCUCCACAGUUCCACAAUGA
Cylindrotheca closterium is the source of this 324-nucleotide messenger RNA. NCBI's taxonomy places the organism in Eukaryota, Bacillariophyta, Bacillariophyceae, Bacillariales, Bacillariaceae. The record is from the annotation of a GenBank genome assembly.